Molecule: messenger RNA, 1337 nt
Organism: Aplysia californica (California sea hare)
Lineage: Eukaryota; Metazoa; Mollusca; Gastropoda; Aplysiida; Aplysiidae
Gene: ApCREB2
Product: ApCREB2 protein
Biological process (GO): regulation of transcription by RNA polymerase II
Cellular component (GO): nucleus
Molecular function (GO): RNA polymerase II transcription regulatory region sequence-specific DNA binding; DNA-binding transcription activator activity, RNA polymerase II-specific
Source: RefSeq, marked provisional
ACGCUACAGAACGGUCAAGAAAUAUAAUGUGUGCAAAGAUGUCUGCUUAGGAAGACACGGCGACGUCCGCCCCCAAGGGCAAUCGGCACAAUGGCAACCUUUCAUGAUGUAUUCCUAGCUACGGCUAUCUCGCUUUCUCUAUUGGACGGAUUUAUUUAUCACAUAGAAGACUCGUAUACCAAACUCUACGAUGGAGCUGGACCUUUGGAGCGAAGAUUUUCAACUGGCCAGGGAAUGGGGGCUGGAAAUGCCAGUCGUCCAGACCGAUGGCCAGUUCGGUGACCUCAAAUCAACCAGUCGUCAUGGUGGCGACGAAUCUCUAAGUUUGCAGCCCCAGGGCGCUACACUGAAGUUGGAACCCUUUGAGGAAGAUGUCCUUGGUGCAGAGUGGAUGGAGUCGUCCGAUCUCGGCUCUUUUCUGGAUGCUUUGGGUGACAACCAUGAGCGGCUGCAUCCGUUCGAGUCAAACUUGCUCGAGUUCACUUCUCUGAUCACUCCUGAUGAUUCGACGGUGUCAAAGGACAUUCUCAGCUCAACUCUUCAGUUUCCAACUCAACCAGUGAACAUCCCUUUAUAUGCAAGUCAUGGGGCCGAAGAUUUCUCUGCAGAGACUGAGUUUGAGAACCACCUGUCGCCUCCAGAUUCUCCGGAGCAGGUAGCCCCUGUCAUAAAUCUAGAACCAGUUGAACUCACUGCGAGCCAUAUGACGGUGAUCUCACCUGAUGGCUUGUUGGGUGGCAUGGAACUGGCUUCAGAAAGCUUAACAUUUACCGAACUAGACUUUGUGAACUUCAAUGACAGUGCUGUUGGUUCAAUUGGCGGUGCUGAAGAACUUCUUGGCUCCCCACUGUCAGUUGAUGAUGUGGAAAGUACAAUAUCAUUUUCAGGUCCAUCGUCGCCAGAAACCAGCCAGAGCAGCAUCAUUGAAUCAAGUCCUGAAUUGUACAAAGUUAUCUCUACCUCGUCCAUUGAUGCAUCUAAGCGUUUCUCUCCAUACUCUCGUUCCUCCAAGUCCAAGCAAUCUGUCAAGACUUCAGACGCUAAGGCACCUCGUAAAACGAGGACACCGGCGCAGCCUGUGCCAGAACAUGUCAUCAUGGAACAUUUGGACAAAAAGGACAGAAAGAAGCUUCAGAACAAGAAUGCUGCCAUUAGGUAUAGGAUGAAGAAGAAGGGGGAGGCUCAGGGCAUCAAAGGGGAGGAACAGGAAUUAGAAGAACUCAACACAAAGCUUAAGACUAAGGUCGAUGACUUGCAAAGAGAAAUCAAGUACAUGAAAAAUUUAAUGGAAGAUGUUUGCAAGGCGAAAGGUAUUCAGCUUAAAUAGUGGGAAGGGU